UAAGUUGGGGUAUUGUGAUAUGGGUGUGCAAUGUGAUAUGCCAGUAUAUUUCGUAAACUAUUCAUGUUUUGACAUGAAUCUUUCCGAGAAUACAAAAGCAACUGUAAAAAACUGUUGCUGCAAAGCUGCGCGUGCUACUGAACACUUCGUGUGCUCUCAGUGUGCCAAAAAGUUUAUAGUAGUGCGGUCACCAUUAUUUCAACGGGCGUUUCGACAAAGGAUUAUUCAGAGUUUAAUUCAUAUUUUAGAAUUCUAGUAAUUUUUUCUUGAUCUUUCGUUAAUAUAAUUAACCGUAAUUCAGUUUUUCGCAAUGCCGAAGAAAGGAGAAAUUCGUAAGUGGAAUGCAGAAAACAUGAAAAAAGCCAUACAGGCUGUAAGAGCCGAAAAGAUGGGAAUACUUCUGGCAUCGAAAACGUAUGGUGUCCCAUUUGCAACCUUGCAAAGAGCUGCCCGCAGCGAUAAAACAAUCGACGAAAUAUUAGCUAUUCCAUUGGGACGUAGGCCGGUUUUUAACCGAGGUGUUGAAUUAGAGCUGGUAAGAUAUUUGAGAGAAAUGGAGGCAAAGUUUUGGGGGCUCACUCGAAGUGAUGUGCGUUCGCUUGCAUUUCAAUUAGCAAAGCGAAAUAAUAUUGAGAACCCAUUUUCCAUAAUCAGGGAAUGCGCCGGAAAAGAUUGGUUGCGUAGCUUUCUAAAUAGACAUAAAACGGAAAUAAGUUUACGCUCUGCCACAGGUACCUCAAUCGAGAGAAUCAAAGGAUUCAAUGUGGAAAAUGUGAGCAAGUUCUAUAAUUUAUUGGAGCAGGAGUUUGAGAAGCAUAAAUUUUCUGCAACUAGAAUAUGGAAUGUUGAUGAGACAGGAGUGUCUAUCGUGCAAAGUAAGCAGCCAAAAAUUUUAGCAGCAAAAGGCAAAAGGCAAAUUGGUUGCAUGACUUCAGCAGAAAGAGGAUCUCUCAUAACAGUUAUAAGCUGCAUGAGCGCAGGAGGAGCCUUUGUUCCACCAUUUUUCAUUUUUCCAAGAAAAAAUCCCUCUCCGCUUUUAAUGAAACAUGCUCCCCCUGGUUCCGAUUCUGCUUGUCACAUAUCGGGAUGGAUACAAAUACCAAUAUUUACCGCGUGGUUUGAUCACUUUUUGGGAUUCACUAAUCCAUCAAAGGAGAACCCAAUCUUGCUUAUUUUAGAUGGCCACUACAGUCAUACGCGAAAUGUUGAUGUUUUGGAUAAGGCUCGUCAAAAUGGCGUCAUUAUCUUAUCAUUGCCACCUCAUUGUACACACAAAAUGCAACCCUUAGAUAAAGCAUUUAUGGGUCCUCUUAAAACAUAUUACAAUGACGAAAUAAGACGAUUUAUGCGAGAGCAAGGCCGAAAGGUGACACAAUUUGAUGUAGUUGAGCUGUUUUCAAAGGCUUAUCUGAAAGUUCAAACGGCACAGAUAGCAAUUAAUGGGUUCAAAUGCACUGGUAUCUAUCCCUUUGAUAAAAAUAUUUUCCAGGAAAGUGAUUUUAUGGAGCAACGCCAAGAAAAUCCGCUGAAAGAUACUCAACCUAUAGAAGAUAUAUUUUAG
Messenger RNA from Bactrocera neohumeralis, 1561 nucleotides. RefSeq lists its product as uncharacterized. Gene Ontology annotation, cellular component: nucleus. The transcript has 2 exons. Bases 311 to 1561 code for a protein of 416 amino acids. Lineage: Eukaryota; Metazoa; Arthropoda; Insecta; Diptera; Tephritidae. Gene Ontology annotation, molecular function: DNA binding. The record is from RefSeq and is a predicted model, not a curated record.